This is a messenger RNA of Terrapene triunguis (Three-toed box turtle), 795 nucleotides long. Its product is annotated as alpha-N-acetylgalactosaminidase-like. The transcript has 4 exons. Lineage: Eukaryota; Metazoa; Chordata; Testudines; Emydidae. Gene Ontology annotation, molecular function: alpha-galactosidase activity. The record is from RefSeq and is a predicted model, not a curated record. Gene Ontology annotation, biological process: oligosaccharide metabolic process; glycosylceramide catabolic process; glycoside catabolic process. Gene Ontology annotation, cellular component: cytoplasm. The annotation marks the transcript as partial.
GCUACCCAAAGAUGAGCAUUGCUCUGAAUAAAACAGGAAGACCUAUCGCUUACUCAUGUAGCUGGCCAGCCUAUGAAGGAGGGCUUCCCCCAAAGAUAAAUUAUACCGUACUUGGUGACAUUUGUAACCUCUGGAGAAAUUUUGGUGACAUCCAGGAUUCCUGGGAGAGUGUUCUAAAUAUUAUUGAGUGGUAUGGAAAUAACCAGGAUGAACUGCAACCUGCAGCUGGCCCAGGAAGAUGGAAUGAUCCAGAUAUGCUGAUCAUUGGUAACUUUGGCCUGAGUUAUGAGCAGUCAAAAGUGCAGAUGGCAUUGUGGGCAAUCCUGGCAGCCCCUCUCUUUAUGUCCAGUGAUUUAAGGACAAUCUCUGAGGAUGCCAAGCACAUCUUGCAAAACAAGCUGUUGAUUUAUAUAAACCAAGAUUCUCUGGGGAUUCAGGGACAGCGCAUUAUGCAGUGGCGUCAUUUUGAAGUAUGGAAGCGAAUCCUGUUCAACGGACAGUUUGCCAUAGCGGUUAUGAACAAUGGCACGGAUGGAAUGCCAAGACCUUUCGCAACCAAUUUAGCACUACUGGGUAUCCUGGAUUGCAAGGAGGGAUACAAGAUCUAUGAUGUUUUGGAGCAAGUGUUCUUAGGAGAUUUUGCCCUCGAUACAACUAUUAACAUACAAGUUACUCCAACGGGUGUAGUCUUGCUGUUUCUCAGGCCUCUGUGUUCUUUCACCUAAUUUACAAAACCAAUCUUGAGAGCCUAAGCACUUGAACUGCAAUAAAGAGAUGUUAACUAGGGUAAUUACA